AUGAAUUCUCAAGAGGCUUUUAUAACUUCUACAUUCAUAUUACAAACAUAUUUCUAUCUUUUUACAUUAUUCAUUUUAACAACAGAGAACGAUGAUGUCAGUAUUAUCAAAAAAAGCUAUGUUCAACUACCUGUUCGAAGAAAG
Molecule: messenger RNA, 144 nt
Organism: Funneliformis caledonium
Lineage: Eukaryota; Fungi; Glomeromycota; Glomeromycetes; Glomerales; Glomeraceae
Source: the annotation of a GenBank genome assembly